Messenger RNA from Closterium sp. NIES-65, 3744 nucleotides. Lineage: Eukaryota; Viridiplantae; Streptophyta; Zygnematophyceae; Desmidiales; Closteriaceae. The record is from the annotation of a GenBank genome assembly.
AUGGCUACCCCUAGUGUCCUAGCUUUUGACGCUGAGGGUCGCGCCAUUGAUUUUGAGGUCUGGUUAGACGACCUGCAGCUCUUCUUACAGUGCGACAGGGCUGACGACCUUCUCUCUUUGACCUCACCUCUGGCGCCUCUCCUGCUCCUGCUGCUGAUGCUGAUCCCGCUGUCCGCUCUAAGUGGGCCACCCGCGAUGCUGCUGCACGUCUUGCUGUGCGUCGCCACCUUCCUACCUCUGAGCGUGCGCACUUUAGUCAGGGUGCUCUCCUCCCCCUUGCUGCCCUCUGUUGCCUCUGCUGCUGCUGCCGACCUGCUUGGUCUUGAGUCGGUCGGCGCGGCGUCUGCCCCUAGUGGGAGACGUCGCUCCAGCAAGGGCAAGGGGGGCAAGGGCGCGGGUGGAGCUGGAGGGGGCGGUGGCGGUGGCGGCGGUGGCGGCGGAGGGAGUGGGGGUGAGGCGGGACUAGUGGUGGAGGUGGUGGUGGUGGUGGCAGCAGCGGCGGAGACGGUGGUGGUGGUGCCAGCGGUGGUGGUGGAGGCAGCGGCGGUGGUGGAGGCGGCGGAGGUGGAGGCGGUGGAGGCGGCAGCGGAGGAGGCGGUGGUGGUGGAGGAGGUGGAGCUGGUCGGGUGGUACCCAGCAGCACCGCACUACCCUUACGCCGCUUGCCGGCCGGUUGCGGUCUCCCUUGCUGACCCCUCUGGGGGUCCUGUCCUGUCUCACUUCUCCACUGUCCUCCCGUGUCCGGCUGCCCCCUUCGGGCACCCUGUCGGUCUGUACCUUCCCUCGUUCUCUACGAACUUGGUGAGUGGAGCGGACCUGCAGGAUGUGGGGGUUUCACCAGUUCACUCCUGCGAGUCAGCGGGUGACCCACUGCACGGAGGCACGCACAGGCCGACACCUGGCCACGUGGCUGCGUCGGGUCAGGUGCUUGCUGCUGCGUCCCGGUCAGGUCCUGAGUCUGCCCCCUGUUCUUGUCGCCUCCUGUCUCACGAGACUCUCCUGUGGCACCACCGUCUUGGCCACCCCUCCUUGCCCCGUCUUCGGAGCAUGGCUUCCCGUGUCCUUGUCUCUGGUCUUCCCCAGUCUCUCCCUCCUCUCCCCUCCGGGCCAGGACCUUCCUGUGUCCCCUGUGUCGAGGGUCGCCUCCGGGCUACUCCUCACUCCUCCCACUUCCCCCCGACAGAGGCUCCCCUGCAGACGCUUCACAUGGAUGUGUGGGGCCCAGCCCCCGUCCGUGGGCAGGGUUACGAGCGCUACUUCCUGUUGGUGGUUGACGACUACUCGCGUUACACCACAGUCCUCCCCUUGCGCAGCAAGGGUGCGGUCACUGAGGUGCUGAUCGACUGGAUCCGCGAGGCUCGUCUCCAGCUCAGGAAGAGCUUCGGCUCGGACUUUCCUGUUCUGCGUCUGCACUCUGACAGAGGCGGAGAGUUCUCUUCUCGCCUUCUGCGGGACUACUGUCGUGCACGGGGGAUCCGCAAGACCUUCACGCUUCCGGACUCACCACAGCAAAAUGGGAUUGCUGAGCGCCGCAUUGGUAUGGUCAUGGAUGUCGCUCGUACGUCCAUGAUGCAUGCGGCUGCCCCCCAUUUUCUGUGGCCGUUUGCGGUGAGGUACGCGGCGCAUCAACUCAACCUUCACCCCCGGGUCUCUCGGCCUGCGAUAUCCCCAGCCUUGCUGUGGACGGGGAAGGUUGGCGAUGCGUCUGUGUUCCGUGUCUGGGGAUCUCGGGCGUUUGUCCGCGACUUGUCUGCGGACAAGCUGUCCCUCGUGCUGCUCCCUGACGUCACGUUCGACGAGUCAGUCCCCUUCUACCGUCUCUUCCCCUACCGCACUCCUUCCCUCCCCCCUCCCCCGGACUUCCUUGUGCCGGUAGACGCCGUUGACCCGGUCGAGGUUACUGGUGACUCUGGUGCUGCUGCGGGUGCUGAGCCUGGAGGUGCUGACUCUGGGGGUGCUGUGCGCGGGGGUGCUGAGCCUGGGGGUGCUACUGCUGGGGGUGCUGGGCCUGAGGGUGCUACUGCGGAGGGUACGGAGCCUGGGGGUGCUGAGCCGGGGGGUGCUGUGCCUGGAGGUGCUGGGUCUGGGGGUGCUGGUUCGGGAGCUGCUGAGCCUGGGGGUGCUGAGCUGGGAGCUGCUGAGCCUGGGGGUGCUGCGUCUGGAGCUGCUGAGCCUGGGGUUUCUCCUACUGCUGCGUCUCGCCGGGAGCCCUCUCUCCACAGGAGCUGCGCGAGUGGUUCGCUCGCCGCUGGAGGCGUGCUGCUGAGUCUGGAGGUGCUGCUGGAGCUGGAGCUGGAGCUUCUUCGACCGUCGAGGGGCGCUGGUGCUGCGCCUACUGCUGUUGGUCCUGCCGCUGGAGGUGUGGGUGGCGCUGGUGCUGUCGCUGAGGGUGCUGGUGCUGUCCCUGCUGCGUCUGGAGCUGCCGCGCGGCCUCGGCCGUACUUCGUUCCGCUCCUGCAGCAGGUUCUUGGUCUUUCUCCUCCAGUAGAGGGUCCACCGCCUGUCCAGUCGCAGUCCCUGCUGGAGCCUUCCUCUCCACUGCCUGCUCCCUCUCCUUACACUGGUCCUACUGGAGGUCUUGCUGAGCGUCGUGAGCCUGCGUCUCGUCCCGCGUCGCCUGUUCGCACUGCUCGCGCUAGUGGUCGCAGUUCGCGUCAGCGUCCUCCUCCUGUCCCUGGCACGCACCGGAUGUCUUUGCGUCCGUCCACUGCUCCUCUGCGUGCCCCUUUGCCUUCUCCUCCUGAGUCCUCUCUUCCUGCGCUUGCCGACCCUGGGUCGGACUCUCUUCGUGCUGCCAGUCCUACUGUCACGCGUCUGCUUGCUACUGUCGUCACUGACCCCUCUUUUGAGUCCACUGCUGCGUCUGCUCUAGACGCUGAGCUCGUCGACUUUGCUGCUCGCUGUCGUCUUGACUACGCUGCCAAGGACAGGCAGGAGGAGUUACAGUGUCUAGUGGCUGCUUCACCUCAUCUCGCGUCUGUACUGCUUGCCCCUGAGGGAGACCCGGAUGCACUAGACAUCCCGACUCCGCGUUCUUACGCGGAGGCCGUAGAGGGUCCCUACUCCUCUCAGUGGCAGGCAGCUAUGGAUGCAGAGAUGGCAUCCUGGAAGUCCACAGGCACCUACGUUGACGCGGUUUCCCCCCUCCUGGGGCAAACAUCACCAGAGCACAUGGCUGCAGCGAAGAGGGUAUUGCGCUACCUGUGCAGUACGUCGGGCAUGGGGCUAGUGCUUGGAGGGCGGAGUUCAGUGGUCCUUAACGGCCACGCGGACGCUUCUUGGGCUGACGACCAGGCUACGCAGCGGUCGUCACAGGGUUACACCUUCAGCCUUGGUUCCGGCUCUGUCUCGUGGCGGUCUAUUCGCUCGUCUUCGGUUCUCGGCUCCAGUUGUGAGGCUGAGAUCUACGCCGGGGCCAUGGCUGCACAGGAGCUUCGCUGGCUCACCUACCUGCUGACUGACCUUGGAGAGCCGCCUCGUUCUCCUCCAGUGCUGUACGUAGACAACAAGGCCAUGCUGGCCUUGUGUCGAGAGCAGCGCUUGGAGCACAGAACGAAGCACAUUGCUCUCCGCUACUUCCUUGCUCGUGAGCUGCAGCAGCGUGGUCAGUUGCGACUUGCGUACGUGGCCUCUGAGGCCAACACUGCUGAUGUGUUCACCAAGGCACUCGCGCCUUGUGACCAUCACCGCUUUUGCACCCAGCUGGGUCUUGUGCCUGUCUUGCCUCACUUGCUCUCCUCUUGA